Messenger RNA from Ziziphus jujuba (common jujube), 1187 nucleotides. RefSeq names its product non-specific lipid transfer protein GPI-anchored 14. Lineage: Eukaryota; Viridiplantae; Streptophyta; Magnoliopsida; Rosales; Rhamnaceae. The coding region runs from base 285 to 890 and encodes 201 amino acids. Gene Ontology annotation, molecular function: lipid binding. The record is from RefSeq and is a predicted model, not a curated record. The transcript has 3 exons. Gene Ontology annotation, biological process: lipid transport.
CUUUCACAGCUUUCAUAGAAUUUCUUUCUGUGCAUACCAGUUUAAGAAAGCAUCCCUAUUCACAUCACAACAAAGAAAUAAUUAAAGAGCUUCAAGAAAAAAAAAAGGUCCCACGCCAGAGGGCACCACUAAUGGGAUUUUCAAUCAUUAAACUAGUGACUACGAACUAGGGAAAUUCGGUCUUCACUAUCUCACACUUUAUCUCUUAUAAAAACCCAAAUCGUCCAUACAAAGUUGGUAGCAAUUUUACUCUCUCUGGCCAAUUUUCAAACAGUUUUGACAAAAUGGCAAUGGGGUUUGGCUUAGACCACUUCCCAUUCAGACUGUCACUACUGGUUGUGGUUUGUGUAUCCAUUAUGGGUGGAUUUGUAAUGGCAGAUCCAGCCAAGGACAGAGAAGAGUGUACACAACAAUUGGCAGGGCUUGCCACGUGUCUUCCUUACGUUGAUGGUGAAGCCAAGGCUCCCACACCAGACUGCUGUAGCGGUCUCAAACAGGUUCUGAAGGAUAACAAGAAGUGCUUGUGUGUUAUAGUUAGAGACCGUAAUGAUCCUGAUCUGGGUCUCCAAAUCAAUGCGACUCUUGCUUUGGGGCUUCCUUCGGUUUGCAAUGCUCCUGCCAAUGUCUCCAAGUGCCCCGAGCUUCUUCACAUGGAUCCUAAAUCGCCCGAAGCUCAAGUUUUCUACCAGUUGGAAAAGAACUCUACUGGAAAUGCUGAUGCACCUGCACAAAGCCCUACAGCUGGGGGUCCAGUGAGUACUAAAAGCCAGGGGAUGAGUUCUGGAAGCAGGACACAAGGAUAUUUCAGUGGGAAUAAAGGGCUGGGAUCUGACAUAUUAAUCCGAGGGGUUAUGCUUUGGUAUUUCAUGGGUCAACACUUGUUGAUAUAGCUAGGGGCUUCAUAUGGAUGUCGUUACUCUGAUCAAUGACAAUAAGAUUAUGAGGAAAGGAAAAAGUUAAUGAGGAAAACUGGUAUUUUUUUGGUUGCUAUGUAAAUGAUUACAUUUUAUACCACUUUGUGUGUUGUGCUGGGGAUGGAAAACUAAUUUGACUUUGUUUGUGAUAUGGAAAACAGGCUUGUAUUGGGUAUAAUAAGACUCUUUAAAUUCCAUGUAUUCUAUGGUUUAUCUACAAAUGGAUAUUGUUUUAUUUUAUGGUUAAUAAAAAAAAUAUCAAUAUUAAGUUCA